AUGCCCUUCGACGAAGAUUUUGUUUUUCCAGCAGAGGAGCAGCGAGAGCAGAGUGAGGAUGAGGAGGAGGAGAGGAGGAAAGUGUUUGGGUGCGAGGUCUGCGGGCGACGUUACAGGAGAGUAAUAUCGCUCCAGCGGCACAAGAGACUCGAGUGCGGAAAGGAGGCCCAAUUUGAGUGCAUUAUUUGCCACAGCAAGUUCAAGCACAAGCACAGUCUGCUGAGGCACUACCGGGUCCACCUCUCGUUCGCGAGGCCCGACAAUAAAUUAAAGCCGGAGGACCACCAGCACCCCGAUCCUUGGUCCGGGGAAGGGUAUCAGUUUGUCCCGGAGUUCAACCCCCACCCGGUUAAUUCAGGGGCAAGGUGGCGAACACACGCGGAUCCUCUCAAUCUACCGGCGGCGGGACAGACCUUGGCCGUUCCUGGAGCCCCGACUCGAGCUCAGUCCUCCCACAGGUGUCAGAACUGCGGACGCGUUUACUUGAGGGCCACUACCCUUCGACGACACAUGAAUAUGGAGUGUGGCAAGGCCCCAAUGUACCAGUGUAGGAUUUGCCAUGGAAAAUUCACUCACAAACACAACCUUGCCGCUCACAUGAAACUCCACAUCGAAGAGCCUAAAUUCGCGUGUCCCACUGAGGACCUGAGCAUCACGGGGCUGAAGUGGGCAGCAGCUUGGCAGCGCUGGAGUGUCCCUUCAAUAAUGUGGCGGUCUGGAGGCGGCCUGGGGAAAGGAUUCGGCGGAAGCGCGACCGGAAACCCGGAGGGGUUCAAUUGUCCGGCUUGCGGGCGCGUCUACAAGCUGAAGAGCAGCCUGAGGAACCACCAGAAGUGGGAGUGCGGAAAGGAGCCUCAGUUCCAGUGUCCCCACUGCGUCUACCGCGCCAAGCAGAAGAUGCACAUCGCGAGGCACAUGGAGCGGAUGCACAAGGAGAAGAUCCUCAAGCAGGAGUACGAGUCCCGAGUUUGA
Messenger RNA from Cotesia glomerata, 972 nucleotides. Its product is annotated as zinc finger protein 771-like. The record is from RefSeq and is a predicted model, not a curated record. Gene Ontology annotation, biological process: regulation of DNA-templated transcription. Gene Ontology annotation, molecular function: DNA-binding transcription factor activity, RNA polymerase II-specific; RNA polymerase II cis-regulatory region sequence-specific DNA binding. Lineage: Eukaryota; Metazoa; Arthropoda; Insecta; Hymenoptera; Braconidae. The transcript is spliced from 4 exons. Bases 1 to 972 code for a protein of 323 amino acids.